Macadamia integrifolia is the source of this 2120-nucleotide messenger RNA. RefSeq lists its product as uncharacterized. Bases 177 to 1715 code for a protein of 512 amino acids. The record is from RefSeq and is a predicted model, not a curated record. The transcript is spliced from 8 exons. NCBI's taxonomy places the organism in Eukaryota, Viridiplantae, Streptophyta, Magnoliopsida, Proteales, Proteaceae. Gene Ontology annotation, biological process: response to endoplasmic reticulum stress.
UGCUGUAGGAGCGUGUGCGUAGUCCGUACUCUUCUGAGUUUCUUCUAUUCCCUGUUAAAACCCAAGGCUCUUGAGCUUCAUUUGCAUUUCUCCUCUGAAACUGAACUGCAUUUGCAGAAUUCAUACUUUAGAGACCGAAGAAACACAUAUCUCUCUUGUGUUUGGUUUUCUAAAGAAUGGGGCGUGGAAGGAAAACCAAGACAUUUUCAGUGAGUGAAGUGGCUAUAUCUGGACCACCUAAGGCAAACUGCAGUGUAUCUGCCCGGAAUUUGAGGAAAGCAGACCUUGGUGGGGUGAUAUUUGGAUGUAAGAACUACACCAUAAAUGAAUGCCUUUCACAGAAGCUCUUCGGGCUACCAGUUCAACACUUCCCGUAUGUGAAGAAUAUUGUGCCUGGCAUGGUCCUGUUCUUAUUCAACUAUAGUGACCGACGAUUACAUGGUAUCUUUGAAGCUGCAAGCAAUGGGAGGAAGAACAUUAAUCCACAUGGAUGGUCUGCAAACGGCAAAGAGGAAACUGAAUAUCCUGCCCAGGUUCGCAUCAAUAUCCGGAAGUGGUGCCAGGCCCUGAUGGAAAAUCAGUUUCGGCCAAUAAUUGCUGAAAACUACUACACAGAUAAUCACUUUUGGUUUGAGCUGGAUCGUGCACAAACAAGUGAAUUAAUCUCAUUGUUUGAUGCAUCAUCUGCUGGUGCUCAGUCUGCUAUCCCAAAGAAAGUGUGCACUGGUGAAUCAACCUCAUUUGAAGCAUCAUCUGCUGGUGUUUAUUCUACCAUCCAAAAGAAAGGGUUCAGUUGGUGUGAUGUGGUCAAAACUCUUCCAAAACCCGAUAAGAGAAAUAGAAAUGUUGAUUCUGAGCCAACAUAUAACCCCGAUGAGAUGAAUAUAUAUGAUGAUACUUGGACAGCUGUUCCUGAGCCAACAUAUAACCCCGAUAAGAUGAAUGUAUAUGAUGAUCCUUGGCUAGCUGAUAAGAUGAAUGGAUAUGAUGAUACUUGGCCAGCGGUUUCUGAGCCAACAUGUAACCCCGAUAAGAUGCAUGGAUAUGAUGAUCCUUGGCCAGCUGUUUCUGAGGAAUAUUGGGGGAAUUUGGAUCAGUCUAAAAUGGAAGCCCACCUAGACAUAGAGGCUGUGGAUAAAGAAGAAGAACCACUGGUUUCACCAAAGACUGGAGAGAUUUUGACCAACUCAUCUGAUCUUCUGUUGACUGCAGACCAGGAAAUGAAGGUGGUCAUAGCUGGUCCUAUGACCAGUGGCAUGCCUUCUGUGGAGCAAUCUUUUCAAGAAGAGCCACUGGAUUCAGAAGAGAACAGAGUGAUCUUGGUUAAGUCAUCCUAUCAUUGGUCAGAUUCAGAUCAGUCGGUUGCAGCUGGUUCAUCUAUGACAAGUGAAAUGCCUUCAGUGCAGAAGUGUUUUCUGGAGGAGCCACUGGUCCCAGCAGAAAAGGAAGAAAUUUCUGUCUUCCCUUCUGAUUCUCAGCCAGUCAUAGUUCAGGUUUUUGGUGUUACCAGUUUGUCCUUGAUGCAAGUGCUUGAAAAGAUGCAGACCUCCUUACUUGAACAACAAAAAAAGAUGAAUGCUUUGGAGAAUAAUCUGUCACAGUCACAGUCACAGGUUCAAAUUCAACAACUAAACAGCCGUCUGGAGAAGUUGGAGUCAGUUUUGGAUCCAACCCUCAAACAUAUUAAUAAAAGUGGUUGGGGUUGGGCUCCUUGAUAAGCCAAGCAACAAGACAGAGGAGGGCCGUGCCAUGGAUCCUUCUGAAACAGUGAUUGGCAGUAUGAUGAGUUGGGUAACAUUGGAGGACAGACCAGCAAAUAAUGUUCAUAUUCUUGACUAAGCUAAAGUUGCACAGAAUUUUAAUAUCAAGGCAAUGCAUGCUGACCAUUUCAAGGUUUUGUAAAUCAACUUCUUGCAAUUUAUAAAUCUAGAAAACAUAGUAAAUCCCCAUGGUGGGAUGUAUUGCCUUAUUUUCUCUAAUGGACACAAACAUGAAAGUGAAGUUGGUCAGGACCUGGAAGUUAGGUAUGGAUAAAUAUGAAGUGAUUAGGUUGUUUAUGCUGGUUCUGUUGACUCCUCAACUUUGCCCUGCUAAUACAAAAUUAAAUUUCAAAAUGGUGU